AUGACAAAAGAACCAUACUUUAUUUCUAAUUUAACUUCAAUAAAACCUAGCAACAAUAGAAACUACUCGAUUGUAUCUCCAGAUUUACCAAGUCUCACUAAUACUCAAUUAAAAUAUGCACCCCCGUUAACUACAAAUAUUAAUAAUUCUACCAACAUUGAUGUUGGCAAUAAAGCAAGAAAACGUUCUAUUGAACCAUAUUAUAGUAAACCUGUGAAAAUCGGGGUUUUACCACCAGCUAUUUUAAAUCAAUUUGCUUAUCAUUUCCAUGAUGAAUGUGCUAUCAUUGAUGAUGAUGAUGAAGAUGAUGAAGAAUUAAUCAAUUAUUCUGGUUCAGUAAUUGCGCCAGGAAACAUGUUAGGUACAGUGUUUGAUAAUUAUGAUCAACAUGAACUGGAAACAUAUACUGAAGAAUAUUCUAAUAUUGAUUGUUUUAGAAAAUUAAUGGCCAAAGUUAAAGUACCAUUAGUAAAUGAUGGAGUUGGUUCAAACAUCAAUACUUUUAGAUUAGAACAUUAUUUUAAACACAAUGGUGAAAGUUUAAAAGAAAAAUUAUUAGAUAAAAGCAAUAAUCCAAAUGUUUUAAUUAAUGAAAGAAGUAGAAAAUUGUCUGAUUCUUUACUGGCUCCUGAUUUGCAACAAGUUGGAUUUGCAAGUGAUCAUUAUGAUUAUUCUGAAGAUAGUUAUUCUACAGUCAUUAGAGGUAAUGCUAGAGACGAUUAUGGUGACAAUAACGAACCAUAUAGUUUUUUGAUUUAG
Candida albicans SC5314 is the source of this 759-nucleotide messenger RNA. RefSeq lists its product as uncharacterized. The transcript has a single exon. The record is from RefSeq and is a predicted model, not a curated record. The coding region runs from base 1 to 759 and encodes 252 amino acids. NCBI's taxonomy places the organism in Eukaryota, Fungi, Ascomycota, Pichiomycetes, Serinales, Debaryomycetaceae.